ACACGAGAGCAGCUUGUUCUUGGCAAGCUAGUAUGAGACAAAUGGGUGUUGGGAAGUCCCUGUAGUAGAGCUGAGGUAGCAGCUUCCCGUCUAUAUGCGAGAGGUGCUAGCUUAAGCAACCACGAAACGGGGGCGGCAAGGGAGGGGGGAGAACCAGUCAUGAAGAAGUUUACGCCAGGGAGAAGGAGAGGUGGAUUAGGGAAUUCAACGACUGUUGGUGAGCUAGAAAGGACACGGCCUCAUCCUCCACGAUGACCUGGGGUGUCUACAAUUCGACAUUGGUCGCUGAUGUCUGGCCCGAGAAGAGGUGAUGGAUUUUGCGGCGGCGACAAUGGGUCUCUCGCAAAAUCGAUCCCCGGGGUGAUGUUGUCCGAGGAGGAGGAGGAGGAGGAGGAGGAGGAGGAGGAACGGACCGCCAAUGAGCUUGAUAGAGGGAAGGACGCCGGCGGCCGGAGUCGGAAGGUUUUGGGAGUCGACGACGGCGAGAUGGAGUUAAGACCUUCUUCCCAUUUAAUUGGAGUCCAAAUGACAUGGUUUUCUAAAUUGGAUAAAUAAUUAGGGGCGAAUGGGUCUCUUGAGUACUAGGGAAGUUUGGUAAGUUUUGGAAAUUUUGGGCGUCGAUCGGUAAUUUACCAUGACAGUGAUUAAUUCAUUAUUGGUAAAGGUUUGAGUACUUAAUUGAAAUAGGCCAAAUAGGACUCAAAUGGCGGAAUCAGAAAGUGGGAAGUGGCCCUUUAGACUAAUUUGUGCAAUUUUGUAAAUUUGGGGCCGAAUUGAUAAGACUCAGAAAUUUCGAGUUCCAUUUUGUAAUUUACCAGUUUGGGGGCAAAAGGGUAAUUUUCUGGAAUUUCAUGGGGAACCCUAGUGAGGUUAAAUGGAGAAAUUUGGAAUUGCAAUUAACCGAAUUGGAGGUCGUUUGGCUAGUAAUGCUAGUAGAAAUAAGUAUUAAGUUUUGCCUAAAUACUUAAUAGGAGAAAUUGCAAGAGGUAAAGCACGAGGAGUUUGAGUGUGGAAUCCCAGAUGAUGACGUGAGUCAACCGGCAAUAAAGAAGGGUCGACUUUUCGAGGUGAGUGUAAAGGGGGUAAAAUCUCCGUCGAGGUAUUUUAGUUUAUGUCGUUAAAUUCAAGUUGUGCUAGUUAAUUUAUGAGUUUGCGCGAUUAUGUUAAAUUCAAGUUGUGCUAGUUAAUUUAUGAGUUUGCGCGAUUAUGUGUGUGAGUCAUCCCACCGCCUACUUAAGGUGGAGGCGCGUGUUGUGCUAUGUAUGUGUAUGAAUGUAUGUGGUUGAUGGUAAGAUGAACCCCCGGGCGGUUGGGCCACUACUAGACGUAGUAGAUGGUCGGGUCACUACUGGACGGCGAUACGUAAUGUAGUAGUUGAUCGUGCAUGGACUGGACGAUGAGACAUAACUCAGUGCCAUUGCCAAGUUUGUGUCUGCAACCGGACGGCGAGACGUAACGCGGUUGGCAUACUAGAGUAGGGACACCGGACGGCGAGACGUAACGCGGUGGUCCUAGUGUCUUGUAUUUGAGUUAAGGGUAGAAGUCGAGAAUUUCUAUGAGUUAUGUCGGAAUAUAGUAUUAAGGAUAGAAGUUGAGGACUUCUAUAAGAUAAAGAUAGGAGUAAAGA
Linum trigynum is the source of this 1627-nucleotide messenger RNA. The record is from the annotation of a GenBank genome assembly. Lineage: Eukaryota; Viridiplantae; Streptophyta; Magnoliopsida; Malpighiales; Linaceae.